CAGGUGAGGUGGCGCCAGACGGCGCUGAGCCCACUGUACGCCCUGAGCGCCCCCUGGCAGGAGUCGGGCGAGGCGAGUCACGACGCCUACUCGUAUGAGCAAGGAGGGCUGCUUUUCCUGGUCCUGGACAACUCGCGCCAGGAGAUCUCGCGGGAACAGCUCAGAUUCUUCCGCGGCCAGAUCCUCCGCUGGAUUCCGACGGUGCUGGUGCUGCACGUGCCGCUGUCGGUCUCGGAGAGCCUCCGGCCGUUCCACGGCUACGCGCUCUGCGGGGACCCCGCCUGGGGCAGGGCGACUGACCGCUCGUGGGAGGUGGAGCGGAGGGAGCCCUUCCCGGAGCGCAGCUCCGCGUCCACCGUGCGCUUCCUGGAGGCCGUGCUGGCCGCAUCGGCGCCGCGCGGUCCGCUGGUGGCGGUGCUCGCCGGACACGUGCACGCGCACGACGCCACGCCGUUCCCGGAAGGCGGGUCCUCUCCUCCCGCGCCGGGCUCCGGCGGCUGCGGCGGACGGCACGACUGCGCCUGGGGCGGUGUGCAGUACGUGGGGCUGGCGGGCUUUCAAGGAGGAUACCGUCUUAUGUCGGUGGAGACAGCGACAGAGGAGGACGUCCCCGAGCACAGGGUCGAGGCCGAGCUGCGCGCGCGGCUCGCCGCGGCGGAGCUGCUCGCGGGCCUGGCCGUCGCGCUGCUGGGCGCCCCGGGCGCCGCAGGAGCCGCCAGCACGCCAGCCGCCGCUUCCCUGCGCUGCUGGGGCGGCGCCCCCGGCGCGGCGGCGGCCGCCUCUCUGCUGGAUGUCGCGCUGGUGGUGUCGGCGCUCGGCCGGAUGCUGCUGCGCACGGAGGCAGCGGUCCGCCACGGCUUUCACGCGCUCGCCGAGGCGUUGCGACCGCUGCUGCGGGGCGUGCGCGGCCGAGGGCGCGGCCCGGUGUCGCGGGCGGGCGCAGAGUGCCUCGAGGGCGGCGUGCUGGAGUCCGUCGGCGCCGCGCUGGAGGAGUGGGCGGACCCGCGCGGGCUGCGCUACCAGCCCGGCAGCCUCCUGGAGCUGAGGCUCGGCUGCUCGAUCCUCUGGCCGCUGAACGACGCCAUCGGCGCUUGGAAGCACCGGGGCGACUUCGGGGGCCUGGGCGAGGGACUCGGGCAGGUGCUGCUUGCGACGGCAUGUGAGCCAGCCCAGGCCGACGCGGGCGCGUGACAGACCCGGGCCCGAGCCGACGCGGGCACGGUGGCCCCA
This is a messenger RNA of Prorocentrum cordatum, 1230 nucleotides long. Lineage: Eukaryota; Dinophyceae; Prorocentrales; Prorocentraceae. The record is from the annotation of a GenBank genome assembly.